Molecule: messenger RNA, 699 nt
Organism: Raphanus sativus (radish)
Lineage: Eukaryota; Viridiplantae; Streptophyta; Magnoliopsida; Brassicales; Brassicaceae
Product: GPI-anchored protein LLG3-like
Exons: 3
Coding region: 161-640 (159 amino acids)
Source: RefSeq, a predicted model, not a curated record
AUCACUGAUUAUAUUGUUUAUUCUAAGUAAUUAUCCGGUACAUCCGCAGCAUUUUUCUCUCCUCCUAUAACUCAAAACACACAAAAAUAACACCAACAAAAAAAGAGUUUAGAAAAUCAAAUGUGAUAAAGACAAAUACAAAGAAGGAAGAAACAUAAGCAUGGAGAUUUCUCCUCAUUGUUUGGUUUCUCUUCUUCUAAGCCUCCUUUUGUCUGGCCUCGCCUCGUCUCUCCACAUCUCUCUUGAUGAAUUUGAGUCACAUCCAGCCGCAAGCCGAGCUCUUCUUCAGGCAAAGACACCAUGCAAAGAAGAUUUUGCGAGCAAGAAUUACACAAUUAUAACGAGCAAAUGCAAAGGACCAAAUUAUCCAGCCAAGGCAUGUUGUUCGGCCUUCAAGGACUUUGCUUGCCCAUUCGCGGAAGCUCUUAAUGAAGAAAAGACAGACUGUGCCUCCACAAUGUUCAGCUACAUUAAUAUAUAUGGUCGUUAUCCUCCCGGAAUAUUCGCAAACAUGUGCAAAGAAGGCAAAGAAGGGCUCGAUUGCACCGACGUGCAGGCUACCUCGUCUGCUCAUGCACCACUCCCUUUAGUCUCCACACAUGCAUUGCUUAUCACCGUUCUCUUUUUUUACUUCUUCUAAAGACAUUUGUUACGAUAUGACAUGAGAUAUAUUAUUUAUGAUGAUUCCGUCGUUAAUUA